AUGCCUCCCACCUUGUUCACUCCCUUCUCGAAGGAAGUCUCGAGACCCACGGUCACCACAAGCCAGGCCUUCCCCAUCAUGAAGCUACCGGUGGAGAUAAGGUUGAUGAUAUGGGAGUACGCAUUACCAGAUGCUCGCGUGUACGAAGUGAUGGACUCGCCAAACGCAAGCCAGAAGACGCCUGCGGCAGCCGGGCUUACGUUUGCCAAUGUUCGGGAUGAGCCUCCACCAGCUCUGGGCGCAGUGUGCCAUGAGACGAGAAUAUUUGUGCUACAGCGCUACAGACCUCUUACCCUAUCAGUCACCACCAAGUACGUCGACCUGUCACGCGACGUCCUGCUGCUCGAGCCGUACUUGCUGGUCAAGCGUCUGCUCCGGACGCUGCAGUUCUUCAGCCAGAUCCCUCUCGUGCGAGACAAUCUUAGCCGACUUGCUUUGGGCACGUCGUACGGGUUGUACACUGGCAUCUGCCACCCCGUCUUGAGUUGGAAAGUCUCCAAAUCCAACAUGACAACGUUACUGGCCCGCCUGGCAAAGUUCCCGAGGUUGCGAAAGCUCCUCUUCGUCGUCCAUCAAGAGUUUCAGUUCGACUUUGAUGUCGGGGCACCCUACACCACGCAUCAUGUGAGCCAUCCAGAAGCAUUACGGCCACAGCUGGUGCACCAGGGAUACCGCUUCAAGUUCGACAUUGAGUCGCAUCUCAACUACACCCAGCCUCGACACCCGCACUCCAACGAGUUCUUGUACUACCCGCUGGACAUCGACGAGGACAAGGACGACUGCUUCGACAAGGACGAUUUGGAGGGCGAGGGUGACCUCUACGAAUCAUGGCCGACAAACGACGACUGGAGACGCUUCAGGAGAAGGUUCCAUAGAUCAAUCCAUCUUGUAGGAAAGGGGUCGCCGGGGAGCCCACAACCAAAGGUCAUGCCGACGUUGGAAGGGGCAAGCUUGCUUUGGAGAUAUAGCAAAGCGCAGCAGUAUUGA
This is a messenger RNA of Colletotrichum spaethianum, 987 nucleotides long. RefSeq lists its product as uncharacterized. Lineage: Eukaryota; Fungi; Ascomycota; Sordariomycetes; Glomerellales; Glomerellaceae. The coding region runs from base 1 to 987 and encodes 328 amino acids. The transcript has a single exon. The record is from RefSeq and is a predicted model, not a curated record.